AUGUCUCGAUAUCUUACCCGCAGGCUAGCGCAAACGAGCGCCUGUAUCAGGCCCUCCCACGGCCGAAGAUGCUACUCCUCAGCCAAGGCAUCCUUCGAUUGGAAAGACCCCCUCAACUCCAAGAGUCUCCUCACAGAGGAGGAGCUUGCCAUUUCUGAGACUGCAGAGCGAUACUGUCAAGAGAGGCUAGCGCCGCGCGUGCUCGAGGCCUACCGCAACGAGAAUUACGACAAAAAGAUUCUCGCAGAGAUGGGCGAGCUCGGUUUGCUCGGCGCGACAAUAUCCGGUCACGGCUGCGCUGGCGUCUCGACCGUCGCUGGGGCACUCAUCACGCGAGCGGUCGAACGUGUCGACAGCGGAUACCGAAGUGGGAUGAGUGUGCAAUCGAGCUUGGUUAUGGGAGGUAUCGACUACUGGGGUAGUACCGAACAGAAAGAACGCUUUCUUCCUCAGAUGGCUGCAGGCAAGCUGCUCGGCGCGUUUGGCCUGACAGAGCCCAACCAUGGCAGCGACCCGGCAUCGAUGGAGACGGUUGCGCGCCCGCAUCCUACGAAGAAAGGAUUCUACAGCCUGAGCGGCAGCAAGACGUGGAUCACGAACAGCCCCAUUGCGGAUGUACUUCUCGUCUGGGCAAAACUGGCAGAUGGCGAAGGGCCUUCCAAAAUUCGCGGCUUCUUGGUUGAGCGCAAGAACUGCCCUCCAGGAACGUUGGAAACCCCGGCAAUCAAAAAUAAGACCGGCCUGCGCGCCAGCUUGACAGGCAUGAUCCAUCUCGACAACUGUCCUAUCCCGGAAGAAAACAUGUUCCCAACGGUGACUGGGCUCAAGGGGCCAUUCACUUGUCUCAACUCUGCCCGCUUCGGCAUCGCCAUGGGUGUCAUGGGGGCACUGGAGGAUUGCAUCGCCGCAACCCGGGAAUACGCCCUUGAACGGAAACAAUUCGGUAGACCCCUGGCUUCCUUCCAGUUGGUUCAAAAGAAGCUCGCCGACGCGGCAACGGAUGCAGCGUACGGUUCUUUGGCCGCAAUACAAGUCGGGCGACUGAUAGAUGAGGGCAAAUCGGUGCCUGACAUGAUCAGCAUGGUGAAGCGGGAGAACUGCGACCGGGCGUUGAGAAACGCGAGGACGCUCCAAGAAGUUCUCGGAGGAAACGCUGUUAGCGAUGAGUACAGGAUAGGAAGGCACGUGGCCAACUUGUUCGUUACACAGACUUAUGAAGGCCAGAGCGAUAUUCACAGCCUGAUACUCGGACGUGCGGUGACAGGCAUCCAAGCCUUUGUAUAA
Pyricularia pennisetigena is the source of this 1284-nucleotide messenger RNA. RefSeq lists its product as uncharacterized. Gene Ontology annotation, cellular component: mitochondrial inner membrane. Gene Ontology annotation, biological process: fatty acid beta-oxidation using acyl-CoA dehydrogenase; fatty-acyl-CoA biosynthetic process. The record is from RefSeq and is a predicted model, not a curated record. The transcript is spliced from 3 exons. Gene Ontology annotation, molecular function: flavin adenine dinucleotide binding; fatty-acyl-CoA binding; glutaryl-CoA dehydrogenase activity. Lineage: Eukaryota; Fungi; Ascomycota; Sordariomycetes; Magnaporthales; Pyriculariaceae. Bases 1 to 1284 code for a protein of 427 amino acids.